Messenger RNA from Diabrotica virgifera virgifera (western corn rootworm), 1318 nucleotides. RefSeq names its product gastrula zinc finger protein XlCGF52.1-like. The coding region runs from base 86 to 1309 and encodes 407 amino acids. NCBI's taxonomy places the organism in Eukaryota, Metazoa, Arthropoda, Insecta, Coleoptera, Chrysomelidae. The record is from RefSeq and is a predicted model, not a curated record. Gene Ontology annotation, cellular component: nucleus. The transcript is spliced from 4 exons. Gene Ontology annotation, molecular function: zinc ion binding.
CUGUCAAAAAAACAAAACACUUUCAUAACCUUCAUAAACAAACAAAUAAAAUGAAAAUCAUAGAUGAGGAUGAAAAUCAUUGAAAAUGGAAGAAAUUACUUUAUAUUAUACAGAUUUCCCACAAAUAUGUCGUAUUUGUUUAAUAAAACAAAACUUGCAACCAUUUCCUCAAAACUUGUAUGACUUUUACGUUAACUUCGUAGCAAGCGAGACAGUAAAAAAUGAAGAUUUUCCUCAAAAUAUUUGUCUUGAAUGCAGUUUCAAGUUGGAAGAAAUGUAUUCAUUCAUCGAAAAAUCUAAAAUCCGAGAGAUGAUGCUGCAUAAGAUAUCUGAAGAGAGACUUAUAAAAGCCUGCAGUUCGGACCAAGAUAUAGCAGAUAAUGAUACAGAUACAGUAGAAGAAUCUAACAUAAAAAAUGAACAAAGAAGGGAUAUCUCAAAAAAGCGGUAUAAAAGUAAAUUCAAAAUGAAGGAACACAGUCCCUUUGAGUGUAAAAUGUGUAAUAAAAUAUACCACAGCAAAUCGUCCUUUGCUAAUCACUGUAGAAUACACAAAAGCAAAAGAGAACCCAAAACGUUUUUGUGUAAUUACUGUGGUAAACAUUUUAUGAAGAGUUCACAUUUAGAGAGACAUACACGAAGUCAUACUGGAAUUAAGCCGUUUAAGUGUGAUAAAUGUGAAAAAGAUUUUGGUGAUAAAUGUGAUUUAAAAAGGCAUCUUUUAACACAUACUCGGGAGAAAAUCUUUCAAUGUACCCACUGCAAUAAAGGUUUUCAUCAGAAAUCUUGUUUGGCCAAUCACAUUAUGACUCAUAGCAAUGAAAGAAAUUAUUCUUGUAAUUUUUGUGAUAAAAGAUUUACAUUAAAGACAUAUCUUAAUGUCCACUUGAGGAUACACACAGGACAAAAAUUGUUUCAGUGUCCACAUUGUGAUAAACAGUUCCCUCAAAAAGGUGGACUGAACAACCACAUUCUGACGCAUACUGGUGAAAAACCUUUCAAAUGUAGUCAAUGUGAGAAAACUUUUGUUCAAUCCAAUCAUCUAAAAGAGCAUGAAAGAAUCCACAGCGGUGAAAAGCCAUACAUUUGCUCGUUUUGUGGUAAAACUUUCGCUUAUAGUAGUACUUUAAAAGUCCAUCUGAGGCAGCAUACAGGUGAAACGCCACACAUUUGCUCAUACUGCGGGAAAGGGUACAGGGAUGCUAGUAAUCUGAGGCGGCAUGUUACAAGACAUCAUGCUAGCAACAACAAAGUUGUGAAAAAGGAGAUUAAGAUUAUUAAAGCAGAAAAUAUCGUCAGUCAAUACUGAUAAAUUAGA